UCCCCGCGGGGCGGAGCGGAGCGCAGCGGGCGGUGCCGGCCGGGCAGCGCGGAGCGGCCAGGCUGGGCUCGCCUGGGCUCGGCACGGCUCCGCCCGGCCCGCCUGGGCUCGCCUGGGCUCGGCACGGCUCCGCCCGGCCCGGCUCGGGCCGCCUGCAUGCGGCGGCGGCGGCGGCGGAGCUGCCGGGAGGGAUGAACGGCUCCUCGGCGGGGCUCCCGGCGGGGAUGAACGGCUCGCUGGGGCUCCCGGCGGGGAUGAACGGCUCGCUGGGAAUGCCGGCACUGCCGAACGGCUCCUCGGCGGCGGCGGCGGGGCUGCUGGCGGGGGCCGGGGGCGCGGCGCUGGAGCUGGAGCGGGCGCUGCGCUGCUGCACCGCCGCCUCCGUGGUGACCGACGGCAGCGGCGCGGCGGCGGACGAGCGCAGCCUGUACAUCAUGCGCGUGGUGCAGAUCGCCGUCAUGUGCGUGCUGGCCCUCACCGUGGUGUUCGGCAUCUUCUUCCUCGGCUGCAACCUGCUCAUCAAGUCCGAGGGCAUGAUCAACUUUCUGGUCAAGGAGCGCCGCCCGUCCAAGGAGGUGGAGGCGGUGGUGGUGGGGCCGUACUGACCGCAGCGCCGAGCUGACCGCAGCCUGACUGCCCGCACUGACCGCCCGCAGCUCCCCGGGACGCGCGGGGUCGGCUCGGAGCUUUUCCUCCUGAAAAACAUCCGGCGGAUGGAUCCCGGGAUGCCGGAGGUCGGGAGAUGCUCGGGGUGGCCGGAGCCGCCCAUCCCGGCCCGUCCCGGCCCGUCCCGGUCCGGUCCCGCCGCCCGCGGCUGCCGAAGUAAAGCGUGCUCUGA
Molecule: messenger RNA, 838 nt
Organism: Pyrgilauda ruficollis (rufous-necked snowfinch)
Lineage: Eukaryota; Metazoa; Chordata; Aves; Passeriformes; Passeridae
Gene: RPRM
Product: reprimo, TP53 dependent G2 arrest mediator homolog
Exons: 1
Coding region: 192-605 (137 amino acids)
Source: RefSeq, a predicted model, not a curated record